Cercopithifilaria johnstoni is the source of this 981-nucleotide messenger RNA. NCBI's taxonomy places the organism in Eukaryota, Metazoa, Nematoda, Chromadorea, Rhabditida, Onchocercidae. The record is from the annotation of a GenBank genome assembly.
AUGCCACCAUUACCACCACCAAAACCGCGUAUUAAUUUCGAUGAAAAAAUGAAUGCUACCACUGAUUAUUAUUACUCCGAACAAACAAGAGGAAAUGAUCAAGUAAUAACACGUGCGCAUUCUGCACUUCCAGCAUCCGUACGACCAAUUCCAAGCGUACGUGUUGCAAGUCCAAUUACUGAAGAACGUACAGCAACACCACGUGCAAUAGAACCUGAUCUAGUCGCUAAAGAUAGAUAUGAUCCAGCCAGUAAAUGCUUUUCCUAUGUACCAGCUCGUGCACUUAGUGAACAUUUUACGGCACCACGAAAACCACAACGUUUGAAGAUUGAAGAAACAGCUACAUCAGCAUUAAACAUUUCACCAUCACCAUCUGAAAUUGCUUUAGUACCAGUUAAAUCAACCGAUCUACAACGACUCCCUGAAACACCAAAAUGGGAGGAUGAUAUUGAUAAGAUAACGAGCAGUACUUUUUUUGGUCAAAAUAGCAAAAUAACAAAUAUAAACGCUACACCUAUUAAUUUCAAUCAUACCGGUAAUGGUCCAAUUGCAAAUUCAACUCCAAAAAUCGAAUCAUCAAAAACGGAUCGUCCGAUAAAUGAUGAAGAGAAACCUGUUAUUAUAGAACAAGCAAAACAUGUAUCAAAACGACGAAAAACAAAAUAUGGUUCAUAUAAAACAUUAAAUAAUGACGCAUACAGCAGUGAUUUGGAUGAUUUUUGCGAUCCGGAUUUUUAUCUUGCAUAUACAUCACAAGCAACAAUGCCAAUUACAAAUAAUACAAACGAAUCAGGUAAAAUAAACGGUGAUCUAAAUAGGACGAGUAAAAAUGAGCCUAAUUUUGUAAAUAAUUCAACGAUAGCAGCAACAGCAACAACACCAACAACAGCAGGAAAAACGGUAGCAGAAGCAACAUCAAAAUUAAACGAAUCAAAUUUGAGAAAUAUCAAAAUACCGGGGAAAAAACCAUUCUAUCAGUAA